UGGCAAUACAUUUUAUUAUUUACGGUUUUUAUAAAUAAAUAAGACGACAGACGGAAGUUUGUGGCUCAUCCUUUUUCAGGAUUUUUGUAGGGAAUUGCAAAUUUAAUUCUUGUUCACUCAUUUGUAUUCUAAAAUUGUGUUAAGAUAAUUAUUUUACUUUUUUUCUAUGCUGUCGUAAUUAUUUAUAAUAAAAAAUGAAUGUCAUUCAUUGCGGUUCUCGGUUUCUACUGAAUUCUAGUUUCAGACGUUUGUAUCCUGCAUGUAAUAAAAGAAGCCUAUCACAUUACCCGAUAGAUGAUAAAAUUAGUGGUUUAAAUGAAGAACAACAGCAGCUGCGAGAGACCAUCUUCCAGUUUGCUCAGAAAGAACUUGCUCCUUUUGCUCAAGAAAUUGAUAAGAAUAACAAGUUUCCAGAAUUUAAAGAAUUUUUCAAGAAGCUUGGCAAUUUGGGAGUUCAUGGUUUAACUGUGCCUGUGAAAGAUGGUGGAGCUGGUGUUGGCUAUUUGGAACACUGUAUUGUAUUGGAAGAACUCUCUCGUGCAGCUGCAGGUGUUGCACUUAGCUAUGGUGCUCAUUCGAACUUGUGUGUGAAUCAGAUUGCCAGAAAUGGUAAUGAAAAACAAAAGGCUAAAUAUUUACCUAAGCUCAUUAGUGGAGAGCAUGUUGGAGCUUUGGCAAUGAGUGAAGCUGGCUCUGGCUCUGAUGUUGUAUCAAUGAAACUGAAAGCAGAAAAGAAAGGUGAUUAUUAUCUGUUAAAUGGAUCAAAGUUUUGGAUUACUAAUUUUGCUAUAGCAGAUGUUCUUAUAGUAUAUGCUAAAACAAAUUUUGAUACCAAGCCUCAGCAUGGAAUUAGUACUUUUAUUAUUGAAAAGGGAAUGGAAGGCUUUAGUGUUGGUACACCUCUUGAUAAAUUAGGAAUGCGAGGAUCUCCCACUGGAGAAUUAAUCUUUGAGGAUUGCAAAGUCCCAGCUGAAAAUUUAGUUGGUGCAGAAGGUAAAGGCGUUUAUGUUCUGAUGAGUGGAUUAGAUUUGGAAAGGCUUAUCUUAGCUGCUGGUCCUAUUGGGAUAAUGCAAGCUUGCUGUGAUAUAACAUUUGAUUACGUUCACCAGCGUAAACAAUUUGGACAAAGAAUUGGAGAAUUUCAGCUGAUACAAGGUAAAUUGGCUGAUAUGUAUACAACUCUGAAUGCCUGUAGAACGUAUUUGUAUAGUGUUGCCAGAGCUGUUGACCAAGGUCAUGUGAAUUCUAAGGAUUGUGCUGGUGUCAUAUUAUACUGUGCUGAAAAAGCUACACAAAUGGCACUGGAUGCUAUACAGUGCUUAGGUGGCAAUGGAUAUAUAAACGAUUAUCCUACUGGUCGGUUACUUCGGGAUGCUAAACUGUAUGAAAUUGGUGCUGGAACGAGUGAGAUUCGACGAAUGAUUAUUGGAAGAGCUUUGAAUAGUGAAUAUAAAUAAUUCAACUGAAUUUGGAACAAUUGACCGAACAAAUGAAUCCUGACUUGAAAAUCUUAUUUUUGAUAUUUUUAAAAUCUUAGCAGCUACAUUUUAUAUUUGCUGUUAUGAAAAAAAAAAAAAUCACUGUAGAGUUUUAUGACAAUGAAUUAUGCUAUUUGUUUGUUUUUUGAGAAAAUUAGCCAAAUUUUGAUGUUGUUAAAAUGUUUAUUGUUGAAUAAAUAUUUUAUAUUUUGCAUUUA
This is a messenger RNA of Argiope bruennichi, 1696 nucleotides long. RefSeq names its product isovaleryl-CoA dehydrogenase, mitochondrial-like. Bases 195 to 1457 code for a protein of 420 amino acids. Lineage: Eukaryota; Metazoa; Arthropoda; Arachnida; Araneae; Araneidae. Gene Ontology annotation, molecular function: flavin adenine dinucleotide binding; 3-methylbutanoyl-CoA dehydrogenase activity. The transcript is spliced from 13 exons. Gene Ontology annotation, biological process: L-leucine catabolic process. Gene Ontology annotation, cellular component: mitochondrion. The record is from RefSeq and is a predicted model, not a curated record.